CUGAACCGCUAUCGAAACCGCGAAACGAAAGGUUCGUCUCGCCCUCCGCCUUGGCAAAACCCGGCGCUCCGUGUUGCGAGUCGUCCCGAGUUGCAACUCGCUCUUUCGCGAUGACUCCGUCGGUUCCGACCGGACCCCGUGGAGUCCGACGUACCGGCCCAGCGGCUCCGCUCGAGUACGCAGCAUCCAAUGACCGGUGACUCCGGACACCGUGCAUUCCUCCGCCGCCGGCCUAAUCGAUUCCGUACUCAUGUUUUACCCUCUCCUGCUUCUUGAAACCCUAGACUUGAGUCCGAAAUGAGUAGAAGGGAUUCGUCCGUGGAGACGGAAGAAGCAGACGAAACGAGCGCAAUGCAUGGAAGCAGCGGAGUCUGUAUUGGCCCACCUCAGGGAACGAGUACGGUCACCAUUCUUUCCUCCUCCUCCCCCACCACCACCUCCACCAGCGGAGCCACGAGGAGUCACUCUGUGAUGGAGUACGGGUACGAAAGCGGUGGCGGAACACGAUUUCCCCCGCCAACUAAGGUUGCCUCCACGAGGAACUUGCUUUUCGCGACUUCCUUUCCUCCCCUCGACUUUUUCGCGGCGCCUUCCACCCCGUUGUACGCCUCCUACUGCUAUUCUUUUGAUUCAGCUUCUAUGUUGCAGCCGCGGCAUCGUCUCAGAGGCAAAGGCUAAAAGGUGAGCGCCUAUCACCUUUCCCUGUUUUACAGUUUUCAAGUUUUCUUUGUUUCAAAUGAUUGUUCGUAUUAUUCUUGAUGAUCAAGGGCUUGUUAAUAAUGGUUCUAGAGUCUUCGUCCCCAUAACUCUGAGGACAAACGUGGACUGACCCCUAGGUUUCAUUCCAAGAGAUUAAAAUGAACAUGGACAGAAGGAACAGAAAGAAGAGAGAAAAGAGAGCUAAAAAUUUAUUUCUUUACUGGUUCUUCCUCCAAAGCCCUGCAUCUGUUGUGGUCAGCUUUGAUAACAGUCUUCAUCCCUAUAAUUACGUAAAAUUUUAGUUGUCAGAUUUUUCCUUCUCGAACAACAAAGUGGAAUGCGCCUUGGUUGGACAUGCAAAUCAUUUCACCUACAUAACAAGGAGCACUAUUCAGAUGACGGUAUGGGAGUAAGAACUUGCAUUGCUUACCGUGUUGUAUUUCAUGCUGUUUUUUUCUUUGAUCAAGUCUUCAUAUCCCGAUGAAUGCUAUAAUAUUUGCAAAAAUUGCCAAGAUUGAUUUAGAUGUUUUCUUACAAAGCUUUCUGGAUUUUCUUUUACAUGAAUAGCUGGAAAAAGGAGCUUGAUAAUGUUUGGAGAUAGAGCAGGAAGAGUGUGGGACUGAAUUCACAUUUCCAGGCAAAAUGGAUGCCAUAAGAAGCGCUCGGAUGGCUUUCUGUGGGGGAAAUAUCUGUUCAGAUCUUGCUGGAGCCAAUUGUGGUCUUGGUGGAAUUCUCUACUCAAACACUUGUGUCAACCACUUCUUUGUCAUGUUAAUCAAUGUGCUUCUUGUCUUCUCUUUCUUCCUAAAUUUCGCUCACAAAGUUUCAUGUGGAGUUGGUACAAUGGAGAGAUCCUUUUGGAGCUUGUCCCCAGUGCGAAUUUCUUCUCUGAUCUUUAGUGGCUUAUUGGGUUUGGCCUAUAUUGGCCUUGGAUUAUGGAAGUUGGAAGAGAAAUUAAGGAAGGGUGAGGGCUUCUUCCCUUUGCAUUGGUGGCUACUGGUAUUUUCUCAGGGUUUUACCUGGGUGGCAAUGUGCUUGGCAGUGAGCAUAAGAGCCAAGCAUCUAGGAACCACCUUUGUUAGGCUGUGGUCAGGAUUAGCUAGUGCUUUUGCUGGGUUUCUUUGUAUCUCUUCUGUCUUGAGCAUCCUUGUAGAGAAUUCCACUUCGACAAGAAUUGCUCUCAAUCUUUUGUCCUUGCCAGGCACUACACUUUUGUUGUUUUGCACCUGUAACGGAUCCAAAGCUAAGGAGGACCAAGAAAGUUCCGAGGAGUCUAUUUAUGCACCACUGAAUAGCAAAUAUAGUGCAAAAUCAAGUCACCCAGUGGAAUUGAUCACUCCUUUUGCACAUGCUGGCUUCCUCAGUAGAGUGUCAUUUUGGUGGUUAAACCCUUUGAUGAAGCAGGGCUAUAAAAAGCCGCUGGAGGAGAAAGAUGUACCGCAACUAGGUGAACUAGAUUCAGCAGAAAGCCUCUGCUCUUUGUUUCUCGAGAGACUGAAUAACCAAAAACAGAAUAACCAAGCCUCCUCUUCGUCCUACUUAUGGAUAAUUGUUUCUUGCCAUAAGAAAGAAAUUUUUUCUUCUGGUUUCUUUGCGUUGCUCAAGGUUCUAACCAUGUCAGCUGGUCCAGUGCUUCUUAAUGCCUUUAUCAAAGUCUCAGCAGGUUUGGGAAAUUUUCAGUACGAAGGUUACUUAUUGGCAUCAGGAAUGUUCAUGGUGAAAUUCUUGGAAUCUUUAUCUCAAAGGCAAUGGCAGUUCCGCACCAGAAUGUUGGGACUAAAAGUGAGAUCUCUGUUAUCAGCAGCUAUUUUCCAAAAGCAAUUGAGGCUGUCAAGCUCUGCUAAGCUGAUUCAUUCUUCUGGAGAGAUAAUGAAUUAUGUUACAGUUGAUGCCUAUAGAGUAGGGGAAUUCCCAGUCUGGUUUCAUCAAAUGUGGACGAUAGUUAUUCAACUCGGCAUUGCUUUAGUAAUUCUUUACCAUGCUGUGGGUUUUGCUACGGUUUCUUCAAUGAUUGUGAUCAUGCUUACUGUUCUUUGUAACAUUCCAGUGUCCAAGCUACAGCACAAGUUUCAAACGAGGCUUAUGGAAGCUCAGGAUGAAAGACUGAAAUCUAUGUCAGAGGCACUGGUAAAUAUGAAAGUAUUAAAGCUUUACGCUUGGGAUACACAUUUCAAGGAGGUCAUCGAAGGGUUAAGGGCCAAAGAGUGCAAAUGGCUGUCAGCAUUUCAGCUACAAAGAGCAUACAAUACCUUCCUCUUUUGGUCAUCACCUGUAGCAGUCUCUGCUGCUACAUUCUUGGCUUGCUAUCUUUUUGAGAUACCUCUGUAUCCAAGUAAUGUCUUCACAUUUGUAGCAACAUUGCGACUCAUUCAAGAUCCAGUCAGAUCAAUUCCUGAUGUUAUAGGAGCAGUUAUUCAAGCAGAGGUUGCAUAUGGCCGCAUAGGAAAGUUUCUUGAUGCGACUGAGUUGCAGAAUGGGGAUCUCAGAAGAAAAUGCAAUGUUAAUCUCGAAAAAUCAAUAAUGAUUAAGUCUGCUAGCUUUUCUUGGGAUAGAAAUCCAUCUAAACCCACAUUGGAGAACAUCAACUUAGAGCUCAAACCUGGAGAAAAGGCAGCAAUCUGUGGUGAGGUUGGAUCUGGAAAGUCAACUCUUUUGGAAGCUAUUCUUGGAGAGAUUCCAAAUACCGAAGGGAUGAUUCAAGUCUGUGGCAAGAUUGCCUAUGUUUCUCAGAAUGCAUGGAUCCAGACGGGAAGUGUGCAAGAUAAUAUUCUCUUUGGCUCUGUGAUGGAUAGGCAACGAUACCAGGAAACUAUAGAGAAAUGUUCCCUGGUCAAGGAUUUUGAGAUGCUGCCUCUUGGAGAUCUUACUGAAAUUGGAGAAAGAGGAGUAAAUCUUAGUGGUGGUCAGAAGCAGCGCAUUCAACUUGCACGUGCAUUGUAUCAGGAUGCUGAUAUAUAUCUCUUAGAUGAUCCUUUCAGUGCUGUUGAUGCCCAAACCGCUACCGAUUUAUUCAAUGAAUAUGUCAUGGGAGCUUUGUUAGCAAAGACAGUUCUACUUGUAACUCAUAAAGUGGAUUUUCUUCAAGCAUUUGAUCCUAUACUGCUGAUGUCAGAUGGAAAAAUUCUUCAUGCUGCUCCUUAUCAUGAACUAUUGGCUUCCAGCGAAGUAUUUCAGAAACUUACCAAUGCACAUAAGGGCAUUGUUAGUCCUGAAAGUCUUGAAAAGGUUGUUUCUCAGAAAGAAGCUGAAACUGUCAGAAGAGAGCUCAGUUGUAGUAUUAAACAGCAAAGCAUGGCAAAAUUGACAGGAGAAGAUCAAUUGAUUAAGAAAGAGGAAAGAGAGAAGGGUGAUACUGGUCUAAAGCCUUAUUUGCAGUACUUGAAUCAGAACAAGGGAUUCUUGUACUUCUCGCUGGCAGUUCUUUCUCAUCUGAUCUUUAUGGCUGGGCAGAUCUCUCAGAACUCAUGGAUGGCUGCCAAUGUUCAAAAUCCUCAACUGAGCACAUUGCGAUUGAUCAUGGUUUACUUGGCAAUUGGGUGUAGCACUGCACUGUUCUUAUUAUCUAGAUCCGUGUUUAUUGUUAUCUUGGGUCUGCAGUCAUCAAAAUCCCUAUUUAUUCAACUGCUUAACUCGCUAUUGCAUGCUCCGAUGUCAUUUUUCGACUCCACUCCUCUAGGAAGGAUAUUAACUAGGGUCUCUGCCGAUACGAGCAUAGUCGACAUUGAUGUUCCUUUUAGUUUAAUUUUUAGUAUCAGUGCUAGUAUCAACAUUUACUGCAACCUCGGGGUGCUGAUUGCUGUCACUUGGCAAGUGCUAUUUGUCUCUAUACCAAUGAUUUAUUUGACCAUUCGUUUGCAGGGAUACUACUUGGCAUCUGCAAAGGAGUUGAUGCGGAUCAAUGGAACCACCAAGUCUCUUGUUGCAAACCACCUAGCUGAAUCUAUAUCAGGGGCAAUAAUUAUAAGAGCUUAUGAGGAAGAAGACCGUUUCUUUACUAUGUUUUUGAAGCUUGUUGACAGAAAUGCUAGCCCAUUUUUCCAUAAUUUUUCAGCUAGUGAGUGGUUGAUCCAGCGUUUGGAGACCAUGGGCGCUGUUGUUCUUUCAACUUCAGCUCUUUUAAUGGCUUUGCUUCCUGCAGGAACUUUUAGCUCAGGAUUUGUUGGCAUGGCACUAUCUUAUGGGUUUUCAUUAAAUAUGUCCCUUGUUUUUGCUAGUCAAAAUCAGUGCAUACUUGCAAAUAAUAUCGUCUCUGUAGAAAGGCUGAAUCAGUAUAUGCACAUCACCAGGGAAGCCUCUGAAAUUGUUGAAGGCAACCGGCCUCCACCAAAUUGGCCUGUUCUUGGUAGAGUUGUGCUUCUGGAUCUGAAGAUCAGGUAUCGACCAGAUACUCCCCUUAUACUUAAAGGGAUCAAUUGCACAUUUGAGGGAGGACACAAAAUUGGGAUAGUUGGCCGAACUGGAAGUGGGAAAUCAACUCUAAUAGGUGCACUAUUUCGAAUUGUUGAGCCAGCUGGAGGAAAAAUCAUUAUAGAUGACAUUGACAUUGUCACGAUUGGGCUUCAUGAUCUAAGGUCCCGAUUUGCUGUCAUACCUCAAGAUCCAACACUUUUCCAUGGCUCAGUUAGAUAUAACUUGGAUCCUUUGAGUCAAUACACUGAUCAGCAAAUAUGGGAGGUCCUUGAUAAAUGUCAGCUACGAGAAGUUGUUCAAGAGAAAGAACAUGGCCUGGAUUCACUAGUUGUUGAAGAUGGAUCUAAUUGGAGCAUGGGACAACGGCAGUUGUUUUGUUUGGGAAGAGCAUUAUUACGCAGAAGUCGUAUAUUAGUUCUUGAUGAAGCCACAGCAUCAAUUGACAAUGCCACAGAUGCGAUCCUUCAAAAGACCAUCAGAAGAGAAUUUGCAGAUUGCACUGUGAUUACUGUGGCUCAUAGAAUCCUAACCGUGGUGGAUUGCACGAUGGUGCUUGCUAUUAGUGAAGUUGCGGAGUAUGACUGCCCACUGAAAUUGAUGAAGACCAAAGGAUCUCUACUAGGGGAGCUUGUCAAAGAAUACUGGUCCCAUACUUCUGCUUCUAGCAUCCGAGCCACGGAUUCCUAGUGAGCUCGCGAUCCCAGUUUGUAAUGCUGAUUAUGCUUGAUAAAGACAGGACGAAAAUUAAGGUGCCAUCCAACUGCCUUUUUGAUUCUAUGGAUACAGUAGACUUUUAAGAGCAUUUAAGAAGAAUAUGAUUCUUCUCAUAGUUGCUUCUGUGUAUGAGGAUUGUGCAGGUAUGUUGUAGGCUCUACUUAUGUCGGUUUAGUAAGAUAUAGAUGAUAAAGCCAAUCAAACUUUGUGUC
Messenger RNA from Musa acuminata AAA Group (dessert banana), 6035 nucleotides. RefSeq names its product ABC transporter C family member 10-like. The transcript is spliced from 13 exons. Gene Ontology annotation, biological process: transmembrane transport. Gene Ontology annotation, cellular component: membrane. The record is from RefSeq and is a predicted model, not a curated record. Bases 1342 to 5796 code for a protein of 1484 amino acids. Gene Ontology annotation, molecular function: ATP binding; ATP hydrolysis activity; ABC-type transporter activity. Lineage: Eukaryota; Viridiplantae; Streptophyta; Magnoliopsida; Zingiberales; Musaceae.